AUGGAACUGAAGGGGCUGAAAGACGUGGUUGCACUACACAAAUAUCUAAACGAAUUGGAAGGAGACUUGAUAGGGAAGGACCAGGAAAUGCUCAAGAAAUGGCAGCUGGACAGGAGGAGGUUUCUGAAGUUGCCUCGGGUGAAGCAGCAGCUGGAGGAGCGUACAGGAAAGCUCCACAAGCUCCCAGACAAGGUUGACACGGACCACAAGGAGCACACCAUCUCCAACAUGGUGGCUCACACCGCUGGCACUGCAUCUGGCGCCCGGACCCUCCUUGGCCUGGCUCUGGCACCCGUGACGGGGGGGCAGUGGCAUCUGAGCCUCUGGGUUGGGCUGGGAGCAACAGCUGCUGUGACAACUGCGCCCACCAGCUACGAGGAAAACGCAAGCAGGUCAGUAGCCGAAACUGAAGCCAGUAGCCUGAUGUCAUCUCGCAUCAAGAAAUGGAAGGUGCUCCUAGAGGCACUCAGGAGCAACCCCCGAACUGUUGAUACAACAGAGAAAUUGGCAAAAGCUGUGCAACACAUUCAAAAAAAUAUGCAUGUCAUGGAAACAGGCAAAGACAGCCCUGAAUUUGCAGCCAAUGUAGGCGACUACUUAGGCCCUGGGAAAAUCACAGUCCCAGGCGCCGGCUGGUAA
Capra hircus (goat) is the source of this 639-nucleotide messenger RNA. RefSeq names its product apolipoprotein L3. Gene Ontology annotation, cellular component: membrane; extracellular region. The record is from RefSeq and is a predicted model, not a curated record. Lineage: Eukaryota; Metazoa; Chordata; Mammalia; Artiodactyla; Bovidae. Gene Ontology annotation, biological process: lipoprotein metabolic process; lipid transport. Gene Ontology annotation, molecular function: lipid binding.